Molecule: messenger RNA, 2346 nt
Organism: Linnemannia hyalina
Lineage: Eukaryota; Fungi; Mortierellomycota; Mortierellomycetes; Mortierellales; Mortierellaceae
Source: the annotation of a GenBank genome assembly
AUGGCUGCUUUCCAGCUGCCCUCUACUCCCGUCGAACUCUCGCCAUGGACCAACCACCAAGGCUCAUUACCACCAGAGGUUGACAUUGAAGGCAACAUCGAGCUAUCGGAAGGUCAUGGAAGUGCAAUCUACGAGAUCGGUGUCGCAGACGACGGCUCCUUUGUAGGAUUAUCGCCCCAGGACAUGGAAGUGUCCCUUCAGACGCUGCAACGGAUGGCUAACUUCUUGAAGGCUGAUGUCACGAUCCUCCGCCGAGAAUCUGUCGAAUCAACACAACAGGUCGACACAUCAUCAAUAGAGGAUGGGUCUAGCACAUCGGGAGUCGUUCGAAGGCGCCUUUCUACCAACAUUGGAUCUCCACAGACGGACCCAGAGUACUUGGUGGUCGAGGCACGGGUGACUUCUCGCUUGGCUGAACAUCACCUUUUCUUGGAGAUCAGAGUUGCGCUCAUCGGAGGACCGGAUGCUGGAAAGUCGACUCUUUUGGGACGACUGGCGCAUGGGAUUGCCGAUAAUGGCAGAGGGAAAGCGCGACUGAACUUGCUUCGACAUCGCCAUGAGAUCAGUACAGGAAGGACUUCCUCCAUCUCGCAUGAGAUCAUUGGGUUCACUGCCAAAGGAGAGACGGUCAACUACAACACGACCAACAUCUCCAGCUGGCAGGAAGUGUGCGAGUCCUCCGCCAAAGUGGUGACACUCCUCGAUACUUGUGGACACCCGCGUUUUCUCAAAACCACCAUCUCGGGACUGACAGGACAUGCGCCGGACUAUACCUGCCUCGUAGUCGACUCUCGAGUGGGUGGAGUGAAUGAGAUGACUCGAGAGCACCUUGCACUAUCUGUUGCUCUGGGGUUGCCCACCUUUGUGGUCGUCACCAAGAUGGACGUUGCUACCCGUGAUCAACUACGAGCGACUGUGACGGCAUUGAUGGGGCUGAUCAGAACUACUGGACCGUCUAUCAACGUCGAGGCUGGAGUUACCACAGGGCCCGAUUGCGAGACUAUUCUACCUAAGGCCAUACCAGUGAUUGUUCACAAUGAGAAGGAUCUAGAGAACAUUGUGAAACGCUUUUCGGACGACGGAGCUAUCAACGAGACCAAGUCAGUAGCGAUCCCUAUCCUGUUGCUCUCCAGCGUCACUGGAGAGAAUGUCAACCUACUGGAAAAGUUCUUGUUCUUGCUGCCUAAGCCUAGCCUGGACAACCGGGGCAGUGUCGACUCGCAGGAGCCAGCGUGUUAUCAGAUCGAAGAGAUCUAUAGCAUCCCAGAUAUUGGUACUGUUGUCGGAGGCUUUCUGCAUAAAGGCAGGAUCGAGAUCCAUGGCAUCGCAGGAGCAUCCCACGAAACGACACACCCUUCAACACAAGCGGUGUCAUCUAUAGAGGGUCAGCAGGGAUUAUUGGCACGGGCAAUUAACGGCAUGAGACUCUAUCUUGGACCAGUCGAUCGUGACGGGAGCUUUAUACCCGUGGUCGUCAAGUCCAUUCAUCGCCAGCGAAUGUCGAUGCGAUCCAUCGAGUCUGGGCAGACAGCAACACUGGCUAUUGAAGGACCGGGACUCAGUCGGGUGAAGGUGCGUCGUGGUAUGGUUGUGCUUGAGAGUGACACGGAUCCUCGUGGAACCUGCUGCCAAACCUUUGAGGCCGUCAUUCAGGUCCUGGCUCAUGAUGGUCUCUUUGGUGUUGGCUUCCAGGGUAUGAUCCAUUGUGGAUCUGUGCACCAGAACGCCAGAGUUGUUGGUAUUGAGCUACUGCAAACUCCGGGACAUGAGGAUGAGGUGUCGCCCGCAUUAGACAUCACGGAGGACCUAGGGCCCUCAGCUGAGCAACCAUUACGACCGACGAGUAGGGCCAGCAUUGCCGAGAGUGUUUGCAGUGGCCGAUCGAGCUCGCCCAGCUCUGACUAUGGAUCAGGAACAGGAUCGUCUGUGCCUGGAUCGGUUGCUGUGUCUAGGUCAAGCUCGUUCCGGCAGGACAACCUUCCUCCUGGAGAUCUGCCAGGAAAUGAUCAUAACUACCUCCGGCCGAGAGCGAAACGGAACCGUCAGCAGAGUAACCAGCAUGGAAUGAUUCCGAUUAGCACAGUCCGUACUUUCAGACAACUAUCAGUUCAACCACCCUCAGUUGGAUCGAGUUCUCGCCAGCAAUCUCAGGAAACAAGUGAGACUAUUGACAUCGAGGCUCACGAAGACUACAAGGAUCAGGAUCCGGUAGAGCUACAGACAGGCAGUCGAGCUCGUGUUGUAUUUCAGUUCUGUCAUGAUGUCGUCUUUAUGCGGGAGGGAACGACUGUUCUAUUCCGACAUGAAGGCACCAAGUGCGUGGGAAAAGUUUUGCGAAUGCUUUGA